GUUAGUUCACAUUCGCCACAUACACUCCGUGGUGAGCAGUCGUCAUGAAGGGUCUUCUCGCGUUAGCUGCUCUGCUGGCGGUGGCUGCGGCCAACCAGCCCCAAGGCAAAGUCCUCUGCUACUAUGACAACAAGAGCUAUGUCAGAGAUUUCGAGGGUUGUAUCUAUCCAGCUCAAGCCCGCAUGCUGCCAACGGACCUGGAUCCAGCGCUGUCCUUCUGCACUCACUUGGUGUAUGGAUAUGCUGGCAUUCAACCUGACACCUACAAGAUGGUCUCCCUCAAUGAAAACCUAGACAUAGACCGCGCUCACGCCAACUACAGAGCCAUCACCAACUUCAAGACUAAAUACCCUGGACUCAAGGUUCUGCUUUCCGUUGGAGGAGAUGCCGAUACUGAGGAGAUUCAGAAGUACAACUUGCUAUUGGAGUCCCCACAAGCGCGUACCGCGUUCGUCAACUCUGGAGUCCUUCUGGCCGAGCAACACGGUUUUGACGGUAUCGACCUCGCCUGGCAGUUCGCCAAGAUCAAGCCAAAGAAGAUCCGCUCCACUUGGGGAUCCAUCUGGCACGGCUUCAAGAAGACCUUCGGCACUACCCCUGUGGACGAGAAGGAGGCUGAGCACCGUGAAGGUUUCACCGCUCUGGUCCGGGAGAUGAAGCAAGCUCUGAGCCUCAAGCCCAACAUGCAACUGGCCAUCACUGUCCUCCCCAACGUCAACUCAACCAUCUACUACGACAUCCCCGCUAUCAUCAACCUGGUUGACAUCGUAAACCUUGGCGUCUACGACUACAACACUCCUGAACGUAACCCCAAGGAAGCCGACUACGCCGCUCCCACAUACAAGCCCCAGAACAGGAACGAGCUCUUGAACGUCGACGCUGUUGUAAACCACUGGAUCCAUGGUGGUGCUCCAAGCCAAAAGCUCGUUGUUGGCAUCGCCACCUUCGCUCGCACUUGGAAGCUGGACUCAGACAGCGAAAUUUCUGGAGUUCCUCCCAUCCACGCUGAUGGCCCUGGAGAAGCUGGACCUUACACCAAAACUGAGGGUAUCCUGAGCUACCCAGAAGUCUGCGCUAAGCUGAUCAACCCCAAUCACCAGAAGGGAAUGCGCCCUCACUUGAGGAAGGUGACAGACCCUAGCAAACGCUUCGACCAGGGAUUAAAGAAGGACGGUGACUUCUUCGGCACCUACGCUUACCGUCUCCCUGAAAAUGACGAGCCUGGGCUAUGGGUGAGCUAUGAGGACCCUGACACAGCUGGACAGAAAGCUCUGUAUGCCAAAUCCAAGAACCUGGGUGGUGUGUCCAUCGUGGACCUGUCCAUGGAUGACUUCCGUGGUCUCUGCACCGGGGAUAAAUACCCCAUCCUGCGCGCCGCCAAAUACCGCCUUUAAGUUCUAAAACAUUUGUAAUAAAUCAUGUUAUUUUCUA
Messenger RNA from Aricia agestis (brown argus), 1431 nucleotides. RefSeq names its product chitinase-like protein EN03 (gene Idgf). The transcript is spliced from 10 exons. Gene Ontology annotation, biological process: chitin catabolic process; carbohydrate metabolic process. Gene Ontology annotation, cellular component: extracellular region. Bases 45 to 1394 code for a protein of 449 amino acids. The record is from RefSeq and is a predicted model, not a curated record. Gene Ontology annotation, molecular function: chitin binding. Lineage: Eukaryota; Metazoa; Arthropoda; Insecta; Lepidoptera; Lycaenidae.